This is a messenger RNA of Asparagus officinalis (garden asparagus), 381 nucleotides long. RefSeq names its product BURP domain-containing protein 3-like. Lineage: Eukaryota; Viridiplantae; Streptophyta; Magnoliopsida; Asparagales; Asparagaceae. The record is from RefSeq and is a predicted model, not a curated record. Bases 1 to 381 code for a protein of 126 amino acids. The transcript has a single exon.
AUGGUCGAAUAUGCCACAUCCACUCUCGGUACCCGUCAUGUUUCAGCCCUAUCGACUGUCAUGUCGAAAGAAGGUGCGCCGGAUCAAGAAUACGUGCUAUCACGCGUGAAGAAGAUGUCUGGAUCGAAUUUUGUGGCCUGUCAUGCUAGAAAAUAUCCGUAUGCAGUGUUUUAUUGCCACACGGUGCAGGGUUUAACGGCGUAUCAGGUGUCGAUGGUGGGCGAGGAUGGGACGACAGUGGAGGCAGUGGCGGCAUGCCAUACAGCAUUGGCUGGACCAGAUCCGGUGAGGUACUUGAGGGGGCUCAAGGUCAAGCCUGGGACAGUUCCAGUGUGCCACUUUCUCCCUCAAGAUGAUAUUGUGUGGAGCCCUAACAUGUAG